AUGUCCAGUAGAGCUUCAUCUUCUCAAGCCUCUGGUCAGGAGUCUCCCAUCACUCGUCCUGGCUCGUCGUCCACGACAAAUAGCAUUAACUAUAUGGGGCAGCAGUGCAGUUCCAGAGGAUGUGCAAAGACUACUCUCACUGGCUCUUCUCUCUGCAGUAUCUGCACCUGUCACAAAGAGCACACGGACCGAGAUAAGGGUAAUGGUUCUUCUCCAGUCAAGUCUCCUGCUAGUUUCAUCACCUCGGUGACAGCAAGCCCGGUUCGGAAUGAGUUUGCCUCAAAGACCACAAAUCAUAUCACGCGAAGAUCAACCUCGGCCUCAACAGCUGCCCCAGUGACCUAUGGUGAUCAGAGAACGGACAAGGAGCCAUCUAUAGGAUGGCCGGCCAAAGCGCCAUCAUCGCAUGCGAACGCAACAUUGAAUCCCCAGAAUACAAAAGUGUUGAAUGCUAAGGCCACAGCCCGAAAGACGGCCAAGGCUCUUCCUUCAAGCUCGAGCUUCGUUCCACUAGAGUCCAUCACGGUGGCACAGCCAGGUACAUCAUAUGGCUCCAGCACCAAAGCUACUGGCUCGGCCGCUCUACCUACACAGCCUCCUAUGAAGAAGCAACGGUUGUCCGCUGAUCCUCAUGGGAGCCGGACAAAGCCAAUCAACGGACAGCCAGUGACUAAUGGGUCGGGUUUGCGUGCCGAGCCUGGGUUCGCGCUGCGGCAAGGCCAGAAGCCAGACAAGCAGCUUAAAACCCCAAGUUUAAAGCAAGAUUCAACACCAGCGGAGACCGAGUCAGCUAGGCAAGGGGAUAGUACGCAGAUGCUUGGCGCGGCAGCAGGUCAUGUGAGGGGGCCGACUUUAAUUGAUCUGAGCCGUGAAGACGACGAGAAUGGCUCAGAAGGACGGCCCCCAUCCCAUUCACCUGAGUCUGCAAGUAAUCGAUAUACCGGCAGCGUGGGAUUGCAAAACAAUGCUCCCAUCCGCCCAGUCAACAGCAGUCAGAAAUCGAUGAAUGGAGAAAGACCAACCUAUACCAGUAGCCCGUCGGUCGAAAGGGGUCGGGACCCCGUCGACAGACUGAAAAAUCAUACGCAUGGCGACGUAGCUGGAAACGGCAGAAAUAUUGCGAACGGAGCCCUGGGCAGUUCCAGUCGCAGUCAUCCGGUUGAGAGCCAGCGAGAUUCCAACACUAAAGCGAUGACCAGCCAUCGCGGGACUCGGUCUCCUUCACAGCCAAAUAAAGCGCUACAAUCUGCCCGCGCCCCAGCUCAAGUUUACCAACGGUUUAACCUCUCACCUCCGCCGACGUCGAGGCCCCCAUCGAGCUCAGUGAAAGGUAACCGGAGUGGUGUAGGAGUGACCGGUAGCUUGAAUGGUGAAAUUACUGAGCAGGGCCAACCGGGACAGGCCCGUUCGAAACCGGGUCCUGUCGCAAAUGGCGUGCAAGCCGAUACUUUAGUUGAACCCGAACCAUCUCGUCCUGCUUCAACAUGGUCUUCAGGUUCCAAAGACAUGGCGCCACUAGAGUCAUCCGCCACGUUGCCGGAUGUGCGACAAGGAUCCCAGGCGCGGCGAAUAAUUCCGCGUGUUCCCAAGGCGGUAAUGAAUAAGUGGUAUUUGGCGACAAUGGAAGCAAGCACUACUGGUAGCAAUUCCAAAUCAGUGGAACAUGGUGCUGGUGACCAGCCCAGAGAUGCCUCGAAGCCAGCUGGUCCAGAAGCCACAAAAGGUUCAACUCUAGCACAACUGUUCCGUUCUUCAGACACGACAAAUCGGGCUCGCAGUGGUCCUCUCACAUUACAACCUCAGGAGAGUAUCUCGGAGGUGCGUCGUCGAACUUCGACAUCUCAACCAAGGCGCGGAUUGGGAAUUGGCAACAAAAAAGCAGGUAGCGUCUCCACUGACUUGGCCACGCCUCUCAUACCGCUUCGAGAGAGGCGCCGGCAGGCCUUGCGGGAACCUGGGUGGAAGACCCUCACACCCCAGCAGCGGCAGCAACUUCUCAUCGAUACGCACGACGAGGCACUAUUUGAUAAGGCGAUCUACGGUCCGUUGAACGAGGCGAGACGUUCUGGCACAGCUCUCUAUGACCUCCCACAUCACCUCCAACCUCAGCAUGACGUACGCCCCUCAAGAUACUUCGCGCAUUUUGACCCGCGCGUGCAUUGGACAAAUGCGCGGACUGAGGAUUGGUACGACCGCAAGCAGGAUGAGAUAUCAGCCCGUGGAAGUAGGAAAUCGCGGAUACACUUUGCCAAACCUGCUGAACGAAGAGCACGACUCAAAGCCGAAGAGGCCGAGAGGGGCGGGCCACCAAGGACGGAACUGCCGGAGCGCGUACGUAGCAACCCGGCGUGGAUGGCGGCGGUGGCCGAGAUGGACGAGAUGGCGGCCGACUAUCACCGAGAAAAGCGGCAGCAGAACAAGGAGAGGCUGCGCGUGGAAGCCGAGCUGCGUAAGAAGGUCAAGGACAAGGAGAAGGAGAUGAUCGAUGCAAACGGUGAUGAUGACCAGGGUGACGUAGAAAUGGUGGAUGCUUGA
Pseudomassariella vexata is the source of this 2535-nucleotide messenger RNA. RefSeq lists its product as uncharacterized. The coding region runs from base 1 to 2535 and encodes 844 amino acids. Lineage: Eukaryota; Fungi; Ascomycota; Sordariomycetes; Amphisphaeriales; Pseudomassariaceae. The transcript has a single exon. The record is from RefSeq and is a predicted model, not a curated record.